AUGUCUCUCUUCGGCUACACUGAUCCCUGGUCCGACCUGCGCGACAUGCAGAGGCAGAUGGACAGGCUCAUGGGCUGGGCUGGCGCGGACAUCACCCCUACCGGCUUCGCCGAGGUGCCCCUGCUCACCGGUGGCCCGACCACCACCACCGGCCGCGAGCUCGGUGUGACCCCCCGCAUCGGCUCCGGCGCCGGCCAGCUUGCGUUGGGUCAGUGGAACCCCUUCAUGGACGUGCGCCAGACCGACAAGGGCCUCGUGGUCCACGCCGAGCUGCCCGGCUGCAACAAGGACGACAUCAAGCUGAGCAUCGACCAGAACCGGCUCGUCCUCGAAGGCCAGAAGAGGACCCACCACAAGGAGAAGGGCGAGAACUGGGUGCGCAAGGAGCGCUUCGAGGGCUCGUUCUACCGCACCCUGCCCCUGCCCCGCGGCGUCGAGCCCAACCAGAUCCAGGCCAACUACCAGGACGGCGUGCUUGAGGUCUUCGUUCCCACGCCCGCCGGCGCCCCGCAGAAGCAGGCGAUCGACAUCAAGUCCUCCCAGGCAUCCACCAGCGGCCAGGAGCAGCAGAUCAGCGGCCAGGAGCAGCUGGGCGAGAAGGGCAAGGAGCAGGUGCCCAUCGGCGGCGAGAGGGGCCAGAAGUAA
Messenger RNA from Acanthamoeba castellanii str. Neff, 645 nucleotides. Its product is annotated as Hsp20/alpha crystallin superfamily protein. The transcript has a single exon. Gene Ontology annotation, biological process: response to hydrogen peroxide; response to salt stress; response to heat. The record is from RefSeq and is a predicted model, not a curated record. The coding region runs from base 1 to 645 and encodes 214 amino acids. NCBI's taxonomy places the organism in Eukaryota, Discosea, Longamoebia, Acanthamoebidae.